UGCUCACGGCUCACCGUUUACUGCUCACUUAUAAUUAUGGCAGAAAUGACAAUCCGCGAUGCGCUGAAUGCCGCGCUUCGUGAAGAAUUAAUCAGAGACGAAAAUGUUUUCAUCAUCGGCGAAGAAGUUGCCGAAUAUGACGGCGCGUAUAAAGUGACGCGCGGACUUUGGAAGGAAUUCGGCGAUAAGCGCGUGGUCGAUUCGCCGAUCACCGAACUCGGUUUUGCGGCUCUCGGAGUCGGCGCGGCGAUGGCGGGUUUGCGUCCGGUCGUUGAAUUUAUGACGUGGAAUUUCAGCAUCUUGGCGGCUGACCAGAUCAUCAAUCACGCGGCGAAAAUGCUUUACAUGUCGGGCGGACAAUUUAAUGUUCCGAUCGUUUUUCGCGGUCCGAACGGUUCGGCUUAUCAAGUUUCAAGCCAGCAUUCACAGGCACUCGAAGCAUUUUAUGCGAACUUUCCCGGCUUGAAAGUCGUGAUGCCUUCGACCGCUGCUGAUGCGAAAGGUCUUUUGAAAUCGGCGAUUCGCGACAACAAUCCGGUCGUUUUUCUCGAACAGGAAACGAUGUAUGGAAUGAAAUCCGAAGUUCCCGAAGAUGAAGAUUUUCUCGUUCCGCUCGGCGUUGCCGACGUGAAGCGCGAAGGAAUGGACUGCACCAUCGUGGCGCGUUCGUUCACCGUUCCGCAGGCUUUGAAAGCGGCGGAAAUUAUGCAGAAGGAUUUCGAUGUUUCGGUCGAAGUCGUCGAUCCGCGCACCAUCAAACCGCUCGACAUCGAUACGAUCGUUGCGUCCGUUAAAAAGACUAAUCGCUUGGUCGUCGCCGAAGAAUCACACGCAUUUGCAUCCGUCGGCGCAGAGAUUUCGCAUCAAGUGAUGGAAAAUGCUUUCGAUUAUCUCGAUGCGCCGAUCAAACGAAUUUCCUGUGCCGAAGCACCGAUGCCGUAUGCGCGAAACUUAGAAGUCGCGGCACUUCCGAGCGUCGAAAAGAUCGUCGCGGCGGUCAAAGAAGUUUGUUAUUUGUAA
This is a messenger RNA of Lymnaea stagnalis (great pond snail), 1020 nucleotides long. The record is from the annotation of a GenBank genome assembly. NCBI's taxonomy places the organism in Eukaryota, Metazoa, Mollusca, Gastropoda, Lymnaeidae.